This is a messenger RNA of Scutellospora calospora, 378 nucleotides long. The record is from the annotation of a GenBank genome assembly. NCBI's taxonomy places the organism in Eukaryota, Fungi, Glomeromycota, Glomeromycetes, Diversisporales, Gigasporaceae.
AUGGAUAAAUUACCUAAUGAGAUAUUGAUGGAGAUAUUUAAUCAUCUUUAUGAUAUUAAUGAAUCUUUAUUUAAAUGCGUUAUGACAUCAUGGAUUUGGGCUAAUAUUGCGAUUCCAAUAUUAUGGCAAGAUCCAUUUAAGAAAUACAAAAAUGAAGUAAAUAUAAAGGAAAGAGAAAUAAGAAAAUCUGAGUUAGAAAUUAUGAAAAUAAAAUAUAAUUUAAAAAUUUCAUAUCGAAAUAUUAGUGUUGAUACAGUGUUUGGUAAUAAUUUUAUUGAUAUAUCAUAUCAUGAUAUUAAAUUUGAAAUAUAUUAUCAUAGAGAUGGAAAAUAUAUUGAUAUAGAGUAUGGUGAUUAUCCUUUUUAUUCUUAUUUUUAA